Messenger RNA from Paraphaeosphaeria sporulosa, 1131 nucleotides. RefSeq names its product pectin lyase 1 precursor. The record is from RefSeq and is a predicted model, not a curated record. Gene Ontology annotation, molecular function: pectate lyase activity. The transcript has 3 exons. The coding region runs from base 1 to 1131 and encodes 376 amino acids. Lineage: Eukaryota; Fungi; Ascomycota; Dothideomycetes; Pleosporales; Didymosphaeriaceae.
AUGCAGCGGUUCGUGAUCGCUCUCCUCGGCGCCAGCGCUGCCCUAGCUGCCCCUACGGCUUCCAUCAAGCGCGCGACUGUCUCCGGUUCAGCUGAGGGAUUUGCUGCUGGUGUAACCGGUGGAGGAGAUGCCACUGCCGUGACACCAACUUCUACGGAUGAGUUGGUCUCCUACCUUGGCGACAGCGAGCCCCGCGUUAUCAUCCUCAACCAGGAGUUCGACUUCACGGAUAGCGAAGGCACCACAACAUCCGCCGGCUGCUCGCCAUGGGGCACUGGCUCACAGUGCCAGAUUGCCAUCAACCAGAACGACUGGUGCACCAACUAUGAGCCUGAUGCACCCACAGUGAGCAGCAUCACCUACAACAAGGCUGGUGUUGAGGGCAUCACCGUUGCAUCUGACAAAACCAUCAUUGGAGAGGGCAGCAAGGGUGUCAUAAAGGGCAAGGGUCUGCGAAUGGCCAAUGGUGUCAGCAACAUUAUCAUCCAGAACAUUCACGUCACCGAGAUCAACCCCGAAUACGUCUGGGGAGGUGACGGUAUUACCAUCGAUGGUGCCGACAUGAUCUGGAUCGAUCACGUCAAGACCUCGCUCAUUGGCCGCCAGCACAUUGUUCUGGGAACUGAAUCCUCAGGAAAGGUCACCAUCUCGAACAGUGAGAUUGACGGCACGACUUCUUGGUCGGCUCAGUGUAAUGCUUACCACUACUGGUCGGUACUUUUCCUCGGAUCCGAUGACCAAGUGACCUUCAAGGGCAACUACAUCCACAACACUUCUGGUCGUGGCCCUAAGGUUGGUGGAAAGACUGUCCUCCACGCCGUCAACAACUACUGGGGCAACAUCGAUCCCACCGGUCACGCCUUUGAAAUUGACUCCGGUGCCUACAUUCUGGCUGAGGGCAACACAUUUGACAGCGUCAAAACUCCGGUGUCUACCCUUGAGGGCAAGCUCUACACAGGCACCGACUGUUCCAGCGCUCUCGGACGUGCUUGUGUUGAGAACACCUUGACUGGCUCUGGGGACUUCAGCGGUACUGCCUCUGACGUCUUGAGCUCGUUCAGCAGCAAGGCAGCAGCUGCUGACAAGGACGCAUCGGGUGUUCCCAGCAGCGCCGGCAUUGGCAAGAUCUAA